Miniopterus natalensis is the source of this 2614-nucleotide messenger RNA. It is a transcript of the gene ADAT1, whose product is annotated as adenosine deaminase tRNA specific 1. Gene Ontology annotation, biological process: tRNA processing. The record is from RefSeq and is a predicted model, not a curated record. Gene Ontology annotation, molecular function: RNA binding; tRNA-specific adenosine deaminase activity; adenosine deaminase activity. NCBI's taxonomy places the organism in Eukaryota, Metazoa, Chordata, Mammalia, Chiroptera, Miniopteridae.
AACUCUUGACUGGAUCUCAGCACUAGCUCAGACCAUGUGGACCCCAGAUGAGAUUGCCCACCUGUGCUAUGAGCACUAUGGGACCAGGCUGCCCAAGCAGGGGAAGCCUGAGCCCAACCGCGAAUGGACAUUACUAGCAGCUGUGGUGAAGAUACAGCCUAUAGCUAACCAAGCCUGUGACUGCCCUGACAAAGAGGUACAAGUGACAAAGGAAGUUGUGUCAAUGGGAACAGGAACAAAAUGCAUAGGCCAAUCCAAAAUGAGGAAAAGCGGAGAUAUCCUCAAUGAUAGCCAUGCUGAGGUCAUAGCCAGAAGGAGUUUCCAAAGGUACCUUCUCCAUCAACUUCACUUGGCAGCUGCUCUGAAGGAAGAUAGCAUCUUUGUCCCAGGAACUCAGAGAGGACUGUGGAAACUCAGACCAGACCUCUUCUUUUUAUUUUUCUCCAGCCAUACACCCUGUGGGGAUGCCUCCAUCAUUCCAAUGCUCGAGUUUGAAGAUCAGCCUUGCUGUCCUGUCAGUCGAGAUUGGGCCCAUAGCCCAUCAGUAGAAGCCAGUGGUAACCUGGAAUCUACUGAAGAUGAAAGGAAAUAUGAAGACCCGGACAGUCCUGUGACCAAAAAAAUGAGGCUUGAGCCCAGAACUACUGAAAGAAAAGUCACCAACGGUGUGGCCCACCAUAGGAGUUUUGGCAAUCAGGAAAGUGACCCAAUCCCACCAAGUGUCAGCAGCUCUAAUCUCACCUCAGAGGAACUGGCCACUGUCGCUAGAAUGGUGCCCAGUGGUGCCAAAGUGGUGGAUGUUUAUAGAACUGGAGCCAAGUGUGUGCCUGGAGAAGCUGGAGACUCAGGGAAGCCUGGUGCUGCAUAUCACCAGGUGGGGCUGCUCCGAGUGAAGCCAGGCCGGGGAGAUAGGACUUGCUCCAUGUCUUGCAGUGACAAGUUGGCACGGUGGAAUGUCCUUGGAUGCCAGGGAUCACUGUUAAUGCACUUCCUAGAAGAGCCCAUCUACCUGUCAGCUGUGGUCAUUGGGAAGUGCCCAUACAGCCAGGAAGCCAUGCAGAGAGCACUAAUUGGGAGGUGUCAGAACAUCUCAGCUUUACCCAAAGGCUUUGGAGUUCAAGAAGUAAAAAUACAGCAGUCAGAUUUACUGUUUGAGCAGAGCCGCUGUGCAGUGCAGGCAAAAAGGGCUGACAGCCCAGGCCGACUUGUUCCUUGCGGAGCAGCUAUCAGCUGGAGUGCAGUUCCUGAGCAGCCAUUGGAUGUCACUGCCAACGGCUUUCCACAGGGAACAACAAAGAAGGGUAUUGGAAGCCUUCAGGCCAGAUCUCGAAUCAGCAAAGUGGAACUCUUUAGAUCAUUCCAGAAGCUGCUAAGCAGUAUUUCAGAGGACAAGUGGCCAGACUCCCUCAGGGUGCGGAAGCUAGAGACGUACCAGGAGUACAAGGAGGCUGCAUCUGCUUACCAGGAAGCCUGGAGCACCCUCCGGAAGCAGGCAUUUGGAUCCUGGAUCCGAAACCCCCCGGAUUAUCACCAGUUUAAAUGAGAAGAGAAAGUCUGCAAAGAGCUUACUGGUAGCAAGGUAUUUUCCAACCUUUGAUGCUGGACCACCUUCUUCUUUUGUGCUGGACAAGCCUUAGCUUUUCUUGUGGCUGAAUAGGGGAAAAAAGUCUGCCAUCUACCAGAGCAACACAUCUCUUCUGUGCGGGGGGAUGGAAUUUUGGAACAUGGAACAAUCUAUACUUGCUUGAAGCAGCUCUCUGCUAAAAUGGCAUCUCGCUAAUGACUUUGGUAUCUGUCCUAACUGUGUUUUAUUGCUUCUCUAAAAUACAGAAUAAGAAUUUGAAAUACUGUGAUACUUUAAAAGUGAUGCUCUGUUUUGUGUGUUUCUGCAUUAAUUCAGUAAAUAUGUUGGGCUGAGAUGAUGUUUGAAUUUCUGCAAGUUCUAGAGCUUUGCCUGGUAUAGUGGACAUAUAUUUUGUAUACCAGCCUUUCUUCCUUUGGAGAGCCACCCUUUCCUGCUCAAUGGAAAACUAUGCAACCAUGAGACUUGGUUGAAGCAAACCUUAUUCCUGGCUCCAGUAAUGUGAGUGAGCCCUGGACAGUCCUGGAACUACUGCCAGAGCUAUCAGGAAAGAUUCUGUCCCUCUUGUAUCAGGAGCUGUAAGGGCCUCAUAGUCUUGGAACUUGGCCCACCACAUAGAGACAGACAGCUUGAGAAUGAAGGCAAUAAAAGUGAAACAGCCAAGAGAAUCAGAGCUCUUGUGACCUUGUGUGGAUUCCUUGAAGCUAGAGCCCACCCUGGACUUCAGUUAUGUGAGAUGAAUUUCUAUUGUUUUCAGUAAGCCUGUUUGAGAUGGUUUUCUAUGACUUUCAGUGGAAAGAGUUCUGCCUAAAAGGCUAAAAGUCCCUUUAGGAAAUCAGCAACAGGCCUAGCAACCAAGCCUGUUUUAACUAACAUCUAAUAUUUAAUUCUCCACCUCUUCCCACCUUAAAUUAUUGUCUCAAAAUAGAAACUCUCCAUCUUGGGACUACUCAAGGGCCUUGUCAGUUCUUGAGCAUUUCUUUAUUGCUUUAAAUACUUUUUUUUCUUCUUAAUCCUCACCUGAGGAUAUUU